This is a messenger RNA of Lachnellula hyalina, 822 nucleotides long. RefSeq lists its product as uncharacterized. Gene Ontology annotation, biological process: DNA alkylation repair; regulation of DNA-templated transcription. Gene Ontology annotation, cellular component: nucleus. The transcript has 2 exons. The record is from RefSeq and is a predicted model, not a curated record. NCBI's taxonomy places the organism in Eukaryota, Fungi, Ascomycota, Leotiomycetes, Helotiales, Lachnaceae. Bases 1 to 822 code for a protein of 273 amino acids.
AUGCCACCUAAACCUCCCUCUCAAAAACUCACGCACUUCCUCUGUAUCCCCCUGAUAACCCCCUCCUCCCUUCCCUCUCUAUCCACCUCCCUCUCACACUUCCACCGCACCGUAAGCGCGCCCUCACACGUCCCUUCCAUCCCAGCUUCUGCGGUCCGCCCACUCGGAACGCUGCAUUUGACGCUGGGCGUUAUGAGUUUGGGGACGGAGGAGCGGGUGGAGGAGGCGUUGGGGGUGCUGAGGGGGUUGGAUUUGGGGGGGAUGGUUUUGGAGGCUUUGUCACCGAAAUCAGAGGCUUUUUCAGCGGAGAAGAUAGGUACAGGGAUAGAGGAAAGGGAAAAGGGAAAAGAAAGCAAUGGAACAAAAGAUCUGAGGAUCACGCUCAGGGGAUUGAAGUCAAUGCAAGCUCCUGCUAGCACUUCAGUUCUCUACGCGCCGCCUCUGCACUCCUCCGCUCUAUCCUCAUUCUGCCUAGCUCUAAAAAAGGUAUUCACAGAUGCCGGUUUACUGGUGCCGGAUGACAGGGGGUUGUUGUUGCAUGUUACGGUGGUUAAUACGGUGUAUGUGCCGCGUGGUCAGGGGCAGGGCCACGGUCAGAGUCAGGGAGGAGGAGUUAGAGAUGGAGGAGGAAGUGGAGGAGCAGGGCAAAGGAGGAAAGGUCGGAUUACGAUAGAUGCACAGGAGAUGCUAGAGGAUUGGGCGGAGUUUACUUGGAUGGAGGGGGUGAAGGUUGAGAGGGUUGCGGUUUGUAGGAUGGGGGGCAAGAAGGGGGCGGAUGGGGCGGAGGCUUAUGUGGUGGAGGGGAGUGUGGAUAUGCCGUGA